GUGGAUCGCGGAACAGAGGCUAGACACUUGAGCAGCAACGACCGACCUGUUCCAUUUCCCGGAGCCAACAUCUUCGAAGGCGGACAACCAAGCUGGAGGAAGAGGAAUGGUCCCUUGGGCCUUUGGCGUGCUUCUCGUCCUCGUUUCUGCUCUGGGUCUUUUUCUCAACGGUUACGUUCUCCUCGUGGUUCUCGGGCUGGGCAAACAGACGCAGCAGCAACAGACCGCCAAUACCUUGUUGCUGAUACACUUGGGAGCCGUGGAGGCGGCUGUGUGUCUGAUAUUACUGAUCUUUACCACUGGUUCUUGGGCUAUCGCUGGCACCUGGUGCGUUCUCCACGGGUUUCUCCUCGCUCUCCUGCAUCCGGUCGCACUCUGGACCGUAACUGGAUUGAACUGUGACAGAUAUUACGCGAUCGCAGCGCCGCUGCAUUACGCCGCAUUGGUGUCGCCACGUCGCGUUGCAGUUGGUCUAGCUGCAUCUUGGAUAGGGGCUCUGUUCCUGUGCGUGCUGCCCUUCUGGGGCCUGGUACCGUCUUACAGAUACAGUCCAGGGCUGGGUUGCUGCGCGCCGAAUUUCGGCAACAAUUCGUGGGCGUCGGCGCUUUACGGGGCAGCUUAUGCGAUUCUGGGUCUGGCGCUGCCCGCGAUCCUCGUAACCGUGUGCAAUUUGCGUGUGCUCGGCAUCGCGCGUUAUCACCGGCAUCGCAUCGCGAGCGCAAUUUACGAAGUCACCCUGAGCGCCCAGGCGACCAUCACCCAUCAACGGAAUCCGUUUUUCGUACCCACUGUCACGGCACCUUCAGUCGUCAACCCGCCCCGCUUUCACAGCGCGGCCAAAACGGUAAUGCAACUGGUUGGUUCACUGUACUUGCUUUAUUUUCCGUACUGCGGUCUGAUUCUUUGGGAAGUUUGCGACGUCGGCAAUCAACCGCACCUCCACGACCAUUCCAAUCUCACGUCGUUGGCCUCCCUCUUGCUCGCCUGUUCACCGCCCAUCAACGGCCUCCUCUACGGCUUGAAAUCGCAGACCCUUAGACGAUCGGUGAAGAAUUAUUGGCGGAAAAAGGCGACAAAGUCGGAACUUCAACAAGAGAUCCAGGCGAGGACCCCGAGCGCAGCAGGAUCGCGUAGACCGUCCGGAAGCGGAACUGGUUCUUUCUUCCCAUUCCCACCACUACAGCGAAGGCUCAGCGAGGCUCUGUUGGCACUGGGAUCCUGCAGAACCGGAAACAGCUUCGACAGCAAUAAUCUCGGCUUUCAUCGAAGCAGAUUGCAACCUGCCGCCUCGUGCAAUACCCUUCGAGUACCUACUUCCGAAUCAGGUGAAAGCAGUAAAUUAGUGAGGUCCAGCGCGAGCGCAGCCAGCCUGAUGGGUCCCCACUACAGAAGCGACUUCAUAGGCGUAGACAUGAGCGCUGGUUGCUCCAUAGCAAUGAAUGAAACACCGAGAAGAAGUCCAAGGAUACUUAUAACCAGAGCGUGCAGCGAGGAUAGCCAAGAUGGAGGGAGUCCGUUGUUGAGGAAGACUUUCCUGGCCAAUGCUCUUCCACCUGUUUACGAGAAACGGAGAUGGCGGCAUUGCAGCACCGGAAGCGAUAGCAGCACGGGAAGUAGCGAGGCGAGCGUGUGGACGACGGGCGUCGCGCAGAAACUCGCCAAGGUCAAUGCAAAAAGCGCAUCGGACAUGUGGCCUGCAUCGAGGAGAUUCGUGCGGGGAAAAAAUUUGGAAGAAGGAGCGCUUCUGGUUGGCGCCAGACCGAGCAAUAACAGCGAGAGCAGCGAUACCACGGACACCACGGCCACCACAACUACCACGACGAUGCCCAGCAAGCUGGUCACGAUGGAAAACGGAGGCUGUCAGGAGAAAGAGAACGAAAAGGUAAACGGCAGCAAGAAGAACGGAGAUCGAAGUGAGAGCGACAACAGCUGGAGCAGCGUGGACGAGAUCGAGUCGAAGGAAAUGGCGGACAAGAGCAUAGAAGAGGAUAAUUUCGAGAAGAUCGAGGAGGAAGCAGAAGCAGAAAAGUGCAAGCAAUUAAGGCGGAAAUCGAAAACGAUUCGCAAACCGGACGUUCCUCAGGAUUGCAAGGAGGCCGCGCAACGAAGGCCUCUUCUCACCUAAGUUCGAUCAAUCGACGGACGGACGAACACCUUUCUCGUCGUUCUGAUUUAUCAUCCUUUCUUUGGUCCCAUAAUUUAUCGACACAAUUUUUUAACGUGUCCAAAAGACCCCACCGAGGUGACUUGGCGAAGUAGCUCACGUAUAAUAAUUUCUUGCCAAGCCUGGUGCCCCUGAAGUUCACGGGGAGCCGCCAAUUAUUUUUUUAAGGAUCCAACCGAGUUUCAUUCACCCGAUCGAUCGUCCAACCAGAGGCCAGACGUGUCCCGUAUGCUCGAUAAC
This is a messenger RNA of Eufriesea mexicana, 2404 nucleotides long. RefSeq names its product beta-3 adrenergic receptor. NCBI's taxonomy places the organism in Eukaryota, Metazoa, Arthropoda, Insecta, Hymenoptera, Apidae. Gene Ontology annotation, biological process: G protein-coupled receptor signaling pathway. The transcript has 10 exons. Gene Ontology annotation, molecular function: G protein-coupled receptor activity. Gene Ontology annotation, cellular component: membrane. The coding region runs from base 107 to 2125 and encodes 672 amino acids. The record is from RefSeq and is a predicted model, not a curated record.